AUGGCCGGACGGUGUCAGUACUUCCCCAUCUGGUGUUUGGUGCUUGCUGUGUGCUGUGUGUUUCUGGUGCGCCACUAUACCUACCCUAAUGCGAGAUUACAUUGUGUGGGGCGUGUUUACGAGGGUCCCGUUCUGGUGCGGAUGGUAGCGUGGAGUGAUCAGCGUGUGGAACCUAUCUUCCAGGCUAAGGUUUACGAUGGUACCGAGUGUGAUCGCGUCUGCACUGAGAACGAAGUCCCACGGAUAUGCUACUUCAAGUGGAUCGCGGAACACUACGCCGCCAUGGGAUCUGCCUGUGGUGACUGCCGGUGGGGCAAUCGGAGUCACUGCUUCCAUCCGCAGUGCGUCACGGCGGAUGGGAUGGAGCGAGGCGUGCUCACGCUGAACCGCCAGAUUCCGGGACCAACGAUCUACGUCUGCAAGCACGACAUGAUCGUGGUCGACCUGAUGAAUCACAUGGAGGGCUUGGAGUCGACGAUCCACUGGCACGGCAUCCACCAGUCGGACACACCCUGGAUGGACGGUGUUCCGAUGAUCACACAGUGCCCCGUGCCUUCCAGUGCCACCUUCCGGUACGCAUUCAACGCGUCGGAAGCUGGCACUCAGUUUUAUCACUCACACUCCGGCCACCAGAAGGCGAAUGGACACUACGGACUGUUCGUAGUACGGUCGCCGACCGACAUCAACCGGGAUCUGUACGAUCAUGACCUGAGCGAGCAUCAUAUAGUUAUUUCGGACUGGACGCUCGAUUUGGUCGAAAAGUUUGUGCCGGGACUUCAGAGUAGUACCGUACAGAUGGAUUCAAUCCUUAUCAACGGUCGGGGGCGCCAUUAUGACGAUGUAGAGAAAGAGUUACAAAUUCAAGCACCUCUGACUGUGUAUCGCGUGAAGAAGGGUUUAAGGUAUCGGUUCCGACUAAUCAGUAGUGGAAGUCAGUUCUGUCCGUUCCAACUUCAGAUUGAAAAUCAUCGAAUGCUACUCAUCUCCACGGACGGUGGCGCGGUAAAGCCAAAGAUGAUAGACACACUCAUUUCAACGUCCGGGGAGCGGUACGACUUCGUCCUUUCCGCCGAUCAGAAACCUGGCAACUACUGGGUGCGCGUCCGCGCCAUCGGGUUCUGCAAUAUCGAGCGAAGGGAAGAAUUCGCCAUCCUGUCCUACGCAGACGAGCACACCGUAACGGAUGAGGAACUAGCCUACCCGAAACCGAGGCCGCCCACCUGGGGCGAACGUUUUCCCUCGGGAACGGUUCUGAACAACCCGAACGCGACCUGCUACGUGCCGGACGACGACGACCUCUGCGUGGCCGACCUGGAGGCGUACGAGUCGCACCGGGACGACAGCCUGAUCGAUGCGGCCCCGGACAAGCAGUUCCGCAUCCUGUUCAACACGUUCACCGCCGACCCGAACAUCCUCUUCUCCGACCAGGGUUACGUCCGCUACAUGACGGUCGUACUCACGCUCAACAACAUCGGUGUCACGAACAACAUCAGCAUGGUCUUUCCGGACUUUCCGCUGCUCACGCAACCGGAACUGAUUACCGGCGACACGCCGUUCUGCAACGAAACGCACAAGCCGGCCAGCUGCAAGCCGCACCGGGCCUGCUUCUGCCUCCACCGGCUCAAAGUUGCCCUGAACGACGUGGUCGAGAUGUCGCUGAUCGACGAUGCGGAAGUUAUCCGCGAUUUGUACCACCCGUUUCACCUGCACGGCCAUCGAUUCAUCGUGACGGGCAUGGGUCAGCUGCCGGUGCUGCGGACGGCGGAUGAGAAGAUUGACUUCGUGGCCCGGCGUGUCACGCGCCACGUCCGGACGAUGCCACCCAGUCACAACCCGCCGUACAAGGACACCAUUUCGGUGCCGUCCCGCGGUUACACUAAAAUACGCUUCCGGGCGGACAAUCCAGGAUUCUGGUUGGUGCACUGUCACUUCGAGUGGCAUCUCGGCAUCGGGAUGAGCUUCGUGCUGCAGGUCGGCGAGGUCGAGCAGAUGAAGCGAGCGCCGGAUGAUUUUCCACGCUGUGGCAGCUACAAACCGGACGUGUUUUCCCCCCGUCCUGCGCUGUGA
Messenger RNA from Anopheles coustani, 2067 nucleotides. RefSeq lists its product as uncharacterized. The coding region runs from base 1 to 2067 and encodes 688 amino acids. Lineage: Eukaryota; Metazoa; Arthropoda; Insecta; Diptera; Culicidae. Gene Ontology annotation, molecular function: copper ion binding; oxidoreductase activity. The transcript has 10 exons. Gene Ontology annotation, biological process: iron ion transport. Gene Ontology annotation, cellular component: plasma membrane. The record is from RefSeq and is a predicted model, not a curated record.